UCUCAAAAUGGUACUGCUUGUCCGUACUGAUUUACAAAUGAGCCAAGGAAAAAUAGCUGCUCAAUGUUCUCAUGCAACGUUGGAAUGUUAUUUAAGGGCAAGAAAGCGUCUAGCUGCUCGAAUGGCUGCUCAAGCAUGGCUCAUAGUAGGGCAACCAAAAAUUGUGCUCAGAGUUAAGGAUGAACAGGAACUCCAGUCACUUGCUAGACAAGCAGAAAAGAUUGGGCUGGUAGUGGCUACAGUAGCAGAUGCAGGCAGGACUCAGUUAAAACCUGGUACUAUAACUGUAGCUGGAAUUGGCCCUGGGUCAAAGGAAAAGAUUGACAGCAUAACACAGCAUUUAAAAUUAUUAUGA
This is a messenger RNA of Copidosoma floridanum, 355 nucleotides long. Its product is annotated as peptidyl-tRNA hydrolase 2, mitochondrial. Gene Ontology annotation, molecular function: peptidyl-tRNA hydrolase activity. NCBI's taxonomy places the organism in Eukaryota, Metazoa, Arthropoda, Insecta, Hymenoptera, Encyrtidae. Gene Ontology annotation, cellular component: cytosol. The record is from RefSeq and is a predicted model, not a curated record.